Molecule: messenger RNA, 2304 nt
Organism: Patiria miniata (bat star)
Lineage: Eukaryota; Metazoa; Echinodermata; Asteroidea; Valvatida; Asterinidae
Product: carbohydrate sulfotransferase 11-like
Exons: 5
Coding region: 1-1428 (475 amino acids)
Biological process (GO): carbohydrate biosynthetic process
Cellular component (GO): membrane
Molecular function (GO): sulfotransferase activity
Source: RefSeq, a predicted model, not a curated record
AUGAGCGACCGUGAAACCAGAUUACGACUCAGAUUACGAGACAUCGGAGUUUGCCGAGGCGAGAGCCACCUUGAACCAUCAUCAAGAGAAGACAAGCAGUGCUGUGGGAGUUUAUCUCCCUUGAGAAUCAAGUCGUCAACGGGUUAUAAGCCGGACAUUACUUGGUGGCAAGUGUACCGUCCGUCGGCGCGCAUACCCCGGAGAGGGACGAGGGAGCAACAUCAGACAUGCAUUCUGGACAAGACACACAUUCAACUGGGAGUACCAGAGACGAACACCGUUGCAGUCUGCCAGGCCUGUAACCAGCUCCAAGUACUUGGCAUUCGGGCAAGGAUCCCCGGGGGAACAAUGUAUUUAACAUCCAGACACAUCAAGCAACUUGGACUUGUGGUAACAGGACUAUGCAUGACGGUGUUUCUACUGUUGUUCACGUACACCAACCAACGCAAGAUUAAAGGCGCGCAGACAGAUGUUGGACACAAGACGGCACAACAUCGUCUAGAGGGCGCACUUUCCAUCUUACAUGGCACUAGACAAACAGAAAUGAAUAAACAGAGCAAAGAUGAGUUCCUGGCGGCGCAAGCGGUGAUCCAGCAAGAACGUCUACGCCAAGUUAAGGUGGGAUGCCAAACAAUGUCUAACUCCACCCAAACUGUUGCAUCAUUCGAAGACCUGUCCAAAGAGGCGCUGACGCAUUAUAUCGUUGAUGAUACUCACCGUCUGCUGUAUUGCAACAUCCCCAAGGUGGCUAGCACAAGCUGGUUACGGAUAUUUCUCGCCUUGAAAGGCGUCUUGGCCAACGCCUACGAUGGCGAUCAGCAAUUUGUGCAAAAAGACGCCGCUUCGAGUCUACGGUUGUUGAGUUCGUAUGGGCGACACGAGAUGGAGACUAUACUCCGUACUUACACCAAAUUCGUCUUCGUGAGGAACCCGUUUACGAGGAUCCUGUCUGCAUUCCGUAACAAGCUGGAUCCGAAGUUGUCACAUGAAGGUCACAGGCUGUGGAGUGGAUGGAUUAAGCGUAUCAAAACUCAUAUCCGAAAUGGAUCGUCGUCGGCCACAGAAUUGACAUAUGACUUGACAUUCCCUGACUUCGUAAGGUUCGUCACUGAUCGUCGUUCCAUGUCCAAUAGACAUUGGACCAGCAUGGUUCACAGAUGCCGGCCCUGUCACAUCAACUACACGUUCAUCGGGAAAAUAGAAACAAUUAACGCAGACUCGAGAAGCAUCCUCCAGCUUGCCAAAAUCGACAAACUAGUCUCGUUUCCAGACGCUCAAGGCAGCAGUCCUACAAACAGUUCUACCUCCAAGGUAAUGGCUUCUUACUUUGCCGAUCUGUCCGUUACCGACAUACAACGCCUUCAUAAAAGAUACAAGUGGGAUUUCAAACUGUUUGGCUACGACACUCCGAAAUAUGAGUUGCCAUAGCUUGCGACCAAGUUGAAAUACUUGCGUUUGUUUACAGGCAGCUACAAUUUGCAAUUAGCGGAAACGUACCUACUGAUUGAACGAUAAAACCCUUGCUCAAAGCAAAGUUUUGACUGGUAGCAAAUAUCAAGUGAAAUUGUUCCGCCUGAAAUUGUAUCAAUCGGAAGAAAACAAUCAUUGACAGAAAUUUAAGAGCAUUUGCCCGGAGGCACGGGUUGUUUUUCAGCAACGGAAUACACUUACAAGAACCCCAACAUUUUAGAUACGUUUGCGCUGUGUUCUCAAAAUGUAGACAAUAUCCACACUGAGCUGAAACUGCAACAAGUUAGUUGCUAUGCACCCUUCUUAUGAUUUGGAGCAAUUUUUUUUGCAUCAAACAAAAUUAUCACAAAAAGCAAAAUAAUGUUCCUAUGUACCUUUAUAGGAAUAUACUUCAGUGUCGCGUGAAACGCACACUGCAGUAGGGGGGCCAUGACUUGUUUUAGACAAUUUUAAAUUUGAUAAAAAGUCCUCCCUACAAAAUAGUUGAAGCGAGCUUUAGUGUUUGUUGAAUAUUACGUAAUUUGUAUGUCCGUGCUCUGCUGAAACUUUCCCCUUGCUGAUAUUAAGGAAGAAAACUGUAUUUUUGAAUUAAAAAAAACACCAUUAGUAUUUUAUAUUACGAGCGAAGAUUAAUAUGCACUAAUCCCAUUGGAAUUACGAAGGGCUUCCUAUUAUAUCAAAAUUGGACGCUUAUGCAAUAUGUUUGUUUGUUUUGUUUGUAUCUUAUCGUUGGCCUACUUCUUGUGAGUUGUCUAAUUAUUAUAAUCAUUCAUUAUUCCAAUACUUAAAAAAUCAUCAAUUCGAAAUUGAAAUUUUCAUUUAAAGGGUGCCACA